Diaporthe batatas is the source of this 762-nucleotide messenger RNA. RefSeq lists its product as uncharacterized. The record is from RefSeq and is a predicted model, not a curated record. The coding region runs from base 1 to 762 and encodes 253 amino acids. The transcript has 4 exons. Lineage: Eukaryota; Fungi; Ascomycota; Sordariomycetes; Diaporthales; Diaporthaceae.
AUGCGCGAUGCAUCAGCAAAGCCCGGGAUUCGUUCACACACGACCUUUGCGGGAAGGGCUGCAAAUGUGACGGGCUACAACGCAGGAUUAGGUGUUGCUAUCGCCCAGGAGCUCUCGUGUCGAGGCGCGAGCGUGGUAGCCAAUCACCCAUCCCCGGCCCUUGCCGACGACGCUCAGAGGGUGGUCUCGGGCCUGCUGACGGUACCGACCUCGAUAGCUGUUGAGGCAGACCUCUCGACCGAGGGCGGCCCUCGGAGGCUCAUAGACGCCGCUGUGGCGAGGUACAAGACGGUUCAUGUACUCGUCAAUAACUCCGGCCUGGCUGUCAACAAGCCCACCCUCCGAAACUGGAAGAAGCUGGUCGGUCUGAACGCGAGGACCGUCUUCAGCCUCGUCCAGGCCGUCCUAUCGCACCUGCCGGACCCGUCACACUCGACCCAGGAGCACCCGCAGAGCGAUGGCGGACACAUUCUCAGCAUCGUGUCCAUCUCGUCCCGCGCCAUCUACGCAGGCCCAAAUGGCAUGGUCGACAACCUGACCAAGGAGCUUCCACCCCGCUACGACUGCACCGUGAACGCCAUGUGCCUCGGUUCGACCAUGACGGCCGGGUUCGCGGCGGCUGGGCAAGAGUUCAUGAAGGACACGGCCCCCGUCAAGGCCCAGACCCCCAUGGGUCACCGCCUGGCUCGGCUCGAGGAGACUGCUUCCGGGGUGGGACUCAUAUGCGAGCCGAGGGCGGGCUCGAUCAACGGGCUCAUCUGA